AAAACAAAUCAGGUGGUAGUCAAUAUGGCGUACUGUACACUAUUCCUAGUAGCUCGAUUGGUGCAAAAAGUGGUUUUUGGCGAACUUCGUGUUAGCGAACAACAGCACUUGAAGGACAAAUUUUGGAAUUUUGUCUUUUAUAAGUUUAUCUUCAUAUUUGGAGUUUUAAAUGUACAGAAACUAAGCGAAGUAGGAAUGUGGUGUGCUUGGUUUUCCUUGGUGGGAUUUUUACACUUUUUUACGCAAUUAUGCCGUGAUCGUUUUGAUUAUUUAACUUUUUCUGCUACAUUCAAUACUGGCACACAUGGACGUGUUUUAUUAUUAUUGCUGGGUAUCUUGGGUUCAUGCUUUACUUUAAUGGGUAUAUCCUAUCAUGUUGGGUUAGAAGUCGGAUUAAAUACCUUUGCCUUUAUGAUCGUUGAGUGUUUUCUGUUGGCCUUAAAUGCGUUGAAUUGUCUUAUAAGAUAUGGCAUUCACCUGUGGGAUAUUGGUCAUGAAGGUGUUUGGGAGAAUCGUGGCACUUAUUUAUAUUAUACCGAACUAGUCAUUGAAUUGGCUGCAAUUUUUAUUGAUUUUUUCCAUCAUCUUCACAUGUUGAUUUGGACUAAUUUCUUCCUAAGCAUUGCAAGUUUGAUUAUAUGCAUGCAGAUGCGUUUUCUAUUUUACGAGUUUCGACGACGGGUGGCUAAACACCAAAACUAUGUACGGGUUAUGACGAAUAUGGAAGCAAAGUUUUCAAUGGCAACACCUGAAGAAUUGAAAGAGCAUCAAAAGUGUGCAAUAUGUUGGGAAAAGCUGGAAAGUGCUAGAAAAUUGCCGUGUACACACUUGUUCCACAGUUCUUGUUUGCAGUCAUGGUUAGAACAAGAUACAACAUGUCCGACAUGUCGACUUUCGUUGGCAGAUAUAUGUCCGGAUACUCAACAUGUUGACAGCAGGUAUCAGGAAGGUCCUUACUCUAUGCAUGGUCAAGCAGCGGGGGCAGAUGGAAAUUUAGUAGUUAAUGCACGGAAUCAUUAUUUUCAUUUCGAUGGGUCACGAAUCGCUAGUUGGAUGCCUAGCUUCUCUGUUGAAGUUACUAGCAAUCGCGAAAUGAUGAUGCCACACCAAACCGAAGCCAUGGCAAUGCAAAUACAUUCCAUGUUUCCCAAUUUUUCCUUAAACGCCAUUACAGCUGAUUUAAACCUCACCCGUUCCAUAGAAAUAACUACUGAUAACAUAUUAGAAGGUCGCUUAAAUGUUGCGGAGGUAAUUGCCAAUCAGAAAUGUGUAGCUACCCUGUAA
Molecule: messenger RNA, 1284 nt
Organism: Trichoplax adhaerens
Lineage: Eukaryota; Metazoa; Placozoa; Uniplacotomia; Trichoplacea; Trichoplacidae
Exons: 12
Biological process (GO): ubiquitin-dependent protein catabolic process; protein K48-linked ubiquitination; endoplasmic reticulum unfolded protein response
Cellular component (GO): endoplasmic reticulum; ubiquitin ligase complex; cytosol
Molecular function (GO): ubiquitin binding; ubiquitin protein ligase activity
Source: RefSeq, a predicted model, not a curated record